Messenger RNA from Brachypodium distachyon (stiff brome), 1946 nucleotides. Its product is annotated as F-box/kelch-repeat protein At3g23880. Gene Ontology annotation, molecular function: protein binding. The record is from RefSeq and is a predicted model, not a curated record. Lineage: Eukaryota; Viridiplantae; Streptophyta; Magnoliopsida; Poales; Poaceae. The transcript has 2 exons. The coding region runs from base 182 to 1543 and encodes 453 amino acids.
CUGAAACCCUUGUCCGAGACGAAGAUGGGGUUUGCGGUGGGGAGCUGCGCAUAAAAAUCCCCAUCUCGUCUCUUCUUCUUCCCAGCCACAGAAAAAUCGAGUCUUCGCCGGCACGAUUGAAGCGAUUCCUCGAAGCCCGCUCGUUCCUUGUGUCGUCAAACCAGUUGAUCGGUUGCACACGAUGCAUCGCAGCAGCAAGAGGAAGGCUGCCACGGCCAUGCCGUCCUCUGCUUGCAACCCCGGAGGAAGGAAGAAGGCCGCUGUCUCCUCCGAUGGCGGGUCGCUCCCGGACGAGAUGGUCAUGGAGGUGCUGCUGCGGCUCCCCGUCAAAUCCAUACUCCGCUUCCGGGCCGUCUGCCGCUCCUGGGCGGCGCUCUUCUCCACCGACGUCUUCCGCAGCCUCCACAUAGCGGAUACCGCCAGCCCCAAGCUACUUUUCGUCUCACCCACCACGGCAACGUCGUCGACCAAGGUGUACUCAUGCUCCCCGUCAGAACGCAAGGACGACGAUGCUCUGCUCUUUGCCCUCGACUCUGCCUGCGGCAGCUCGAUGCAACUACUGACGCCAGCACCCUGCCAUGGCCUCUCCCUCCUCUACGACGACACCGCGCCGGCCUACUACAUCUGCAACGCAGCCACACGGGCAGUCACACGCCUGCCGACUUUCCUCCAUCGUGCCACGUAUACUUGUGCUGGAUUCGGAUUCGACGCCCGGGCAAGGAAGUACAAGGUGGUGAGGCUGAGCAAGGGGACACGCCACGAGGUCGAGUCGGUAAGGUGUGAGGUGUACACGCAUGGAGGUGGUGAUGGGGAUUGCUGGAGGCCGCCUACCGGAGGAGGAGUGCCCCUUGGGUUGCGCAGGUUUGCACAUUCUGCUAUUGCCAAUGCAGCUUUGAACAAUCUACCCCCAGUGUUUGCAAACGGAUCCCUGCACUUGGUGGUCCAGCCUAAUUCCUUCUUCAGAAGGCCAAGAGCUGCCGUGAUAUCCUUUUCUCUGUCCGAGGAGACCUUCAGUUUUGUUGGACCACCACCGUUCUGGACGCCGGAGAUGUACUCAUCCACAGCUUCGUCGUUAAGAGAGACAGGGGAACGCCCCUUCAUGCCUGGGACACUAGGAGAGCACCUAGUGCAGAUGGAUAACCAACUCUGUAUGGUCCGAGACCUUCGAUAUAACCCUUCUGGUGGUUGCAUUCUGGAGAUCUGGAAGUUGCCGGAUUCUACCUCCUCUGCUUGGUCACUGAAUCAUCGCAUUAAUCUGUUUGGGCGUGUGGCAAGAGAUUUAUGUCGGACACAGGUUGUCAGAGUUAUGGGUUCUACUGGCAAUGCUGGCUCAAGGAAGAAGAUGAUCAUCGCUACUAGCGAGCACAUAAUUUUUGACAAGUUUCAGAAGAAGGUUUGCACCUAUGACCUUGGGUCUCAAUCUCUAGAGACCAUUCUUUCAGUCACCGAGACACGCACUUCACUUCAAACCAUGACUCCUAGUUCAAGAUUCGGUUUGUUUGAAGAGAGCCUUGCUCCGGUCUCAACAACUCCUCCCAGCUGAAAAAUACAUGGUUGUGUUGCAGAGGCUGCACCAGCUCCACCCGCUUACUCAGCGGCCAAGGAGAUCCCACACCACCGAAUCAACGAGUGUUGUCAUCUCGUCGAGUAUUGAACUUGUGGUCAUCCUUUUACUUGAGUUGAAAACAUGUGGAGUUAUGUGUGCAAGAGAGCUGGCCUGAUUGAUGAUUGUAGUGUUGCCUACCCCUGUAGAUGUUUAGCAUCCAGUGUCUUCUAAUUUUAUUUUAUUUCAAUCUUAGUGUCUUGUAAUUCAGCUACAGCUAAUUAUAUGCUCAAUUGUGUUGGGAGUUGGUGAUAUUGGAUUAUUUGGUUUUGAGAACCACUCUCUUGUAUUAUUCCAAGAAUUGGCUUGGGAAUUCCGUAUCAGUAUUUUUGCUCAUCUUGAA